AUGGAGGGCGAAGCCGCCGCGGCUUCCCCAAAGAGCGAGAAGGUCCAGUGCUUCGGCCGGAAGAAGACGGCCGUGGCCGUGGCGCUUGUGCGCUCAGGCAGCGGCCAGGUGCGCCUCAACGGAUGCCCGCUCCACACGGUGAAGCCCGACAUCCUGCGCGUCAAGGUCUACGAGCCGCUGCUGCUGUUGGGAAAGGACCGCUGCAGCAAGGUAGACAUCCGGUUGCGGGUGAAGGGUGGAGGCUUCACCGGCCAGAUCUAUGCGCUCCGUCAGGCUGUUGCCAAGGGCAUCGUUGCAUAUUACCAGAAGUUUAUUGAUGAGGCCUCUAAGAAAGAGAUCAAGGAUAUCUUGAUGGCUUACGACAGGUCGUUGAUUGUUGCCGAUCCUCGUCGCUGCGAGCCCAAGAAGUUCGGAGGCCGCUCGGCCCGCGCCCGCUUCCAGAAAUCCUACCGGUGA
This is a messenger RNA of Symbiodinium natans, 456 nucleotides long. Lineage: Eukaryota; Dinophyceae; Suessiales; Symbiodiniaceae. The record is from the annotation of a GenBank genome assembly.